This is a messenger RNA of Penicillium oxalicum, 5040 nucleotides long. RefSeq names its product BTB domain and ankyrin repeat protein. Lineage: Eukaryota; Fungi; Ascomycota; Eurotiomycetes; Eurotiales; Aspergillaceae. The record is from RefSeq and is a predicted model, not a curated record. The transcript has a single exon. Bases 1 to 5040 code for a protein of 1679 amino acids. Gene Ontology annotation, molecular function: protein binding.
AUGAGUAGCAAGCUGUGGGAAUAUUUCAUUCAAGAUGACGUGGAGAGCUUUGAACGAUAUCUCGCAAAUGCGACAUUUGCGGGACCACGGGCCUCGGGCACGCCGGGCGCAGCGGCCGUCGCCGCGGCGAUGAACCUCUCGUCGAGAACUGGCAGUCCCGGCGGUAUGACUGCUUCAUCUCCGAAUAACUCCAAGCCAAGAAAGGCAUCCAUGUCAUCACCAGGAACUUCCGUUCCCGAACGAGUCGGAUUUCCUCGUGCCAACACGACGCUGACGCGCGCCGACCUGAAUGCUCGCGAUCAUCUCGGCCGGACGCUUCUCCAUCAUAUCGCCUCGUCACCGAAACCGACUGCGGCCAGGUUCGCGCGCGCGAUACUCGAGCUUCCCUUUCUCGACCUUUACGCGCAAGAUUGGGAAAGCGGCUGGACCGCCUUACAUAGGGCUCUCUAUGCGGGCAAUGCCACGAUUGCUCUGGCUCUCAUGGCGCGAGAUACACGGGAUAUGACGGACUACAGCAAGCUGGGUCACACCGGUCCAAUCGGUAGCUUGAUCAAGAUCAAGGAUCGUGAAGGGUACAGUCCGUUCGAUGUAUAUGGGUCGACCAUCACAUCGCGGGACCUCAAGCAAAUGAGCCCGUCUCCGGAACUGCUGCGAUCAGGAACUGCGGACAUUGAAGACAACGAGGCUGCAUCGGAGCUUGGGUCAGAGCAAGGCCCAGAAGAGGAGGACGAUGGCUUCGCGGUACGAAGCGCGUUGAAGUCUCGUGUGGAUUUCGCUGCGGAUGAAGUUUUCACCUUGGGUAGCAACAAAAAUUUGAAUCUGGGCCUCGGAGACCAAGACGAUCGCCAAUUUCCGGAGCGUAUCAUGCUCAACCGCCCCAAUCAUUUGCUAAACCGAUUCUAUAAAGAAUACCAAGAGCAGAUGGAAAAGCUAGGUCUGGAAGACCUGAUUGACUGUGAUGAAGCAAAGGACUUGCCUACCCUCAUCAAGAAUAAGCCUAUGAAGCUUCAGAACAUUGCCAUGUCAAAGCUGCAUACGGCGGUGUUGACCGAUGAUCCUGAAGCGAACCUUUUCAUGUGUGGAUUUGGCCCGGGAGGCCGUCUGGGAACUGGCGAUGAAGCAACUCGCUUUAGCUUCGUCUGUAUCGAGACAGGCGGGCUGGCUGGUAAGAAAGUCAUGUCCGUUGCUCUUGGGCAAGACCACAGCUUGGCCAUCACCGAGCAUGGUGAAAUUUUCAGCUGGGGCAGUAACAAGUUUGGACAGCUCGGGUAUGGUCUGCCGAGGACGAGCAACAAGAACGAUGUUCCCAUCCAAAAUACUCCACGGCAGAUCUUCAAUCCUUUCAAAAAGGAGGUCAUUCUUGGUGCGGCUGCAUCUUCCAUCCACUCGGUCGUCUUCAGUAGCUCAGGCCUCUAUACCUUUGGCAAAAAUGAAGGACAGCUAGGCCUCGUGGAUUCGGACGCUCGGUCUCUGGAAAUACAGAUCACCCCGCGGCGUGUGGGUGCAUCACUUUUCAGAAGCCCUAUCGCCAUGGUCUCCGCUAUUGACCGAGCCACCGCCGUGCUUCUUCAGAAUCACGAAGUCUGGGUCUUUUCACAGUUUGGAUAUUCAAAGAUUUCCUUCCCGCUCGAAGCAAGUUCAAGGUUCAUCCGGAACAGCUUCAUGGCCACGCGCUAUGACGGUGCUGUAAACCGUGUGGUCAAACUAGCGUCCGGUGGCAAUACAAUCUGCGCUCUGUCAAGCUCUGGCGACGUCUUCACGGUCCAUGUGAACAAAUCUGACGACCCUUCUGUUCAAACAUCGACGACUAAUCCGGCCAAGAUCCGCAACUCCCUGGCCGUACCUGAACGGGCCUGGUCCGUAAAAAAAUCACAUAUGGCAGCCAAGGAUGUCGAUGUGGGCCAAGAUGGCUCAAUCAUAAUCUGCACUGCCUCGGGCUCUGCCUUUCGAAAAGAGAAACGAAAUAAGACAAAGGAUGGCGCGUCCAAAGAUUUUAAGUUUGCCCGCGUUCCGGGGCUUUCCAGAGUGGUAGCAGUCCGAAGCAACGCUUUUGGGGCUUACGCGGUCGCCCAGCGCGACUGUGACGUGACGCGAGAGCAGAUUCACAUCGACAGAAGCUCUUUGUGGGAUGAUCUCCUACCUCUUUCGCCAUUCAUCACACCCAUGUCGGGGGAUGUUGAAUCAGUCUUGAACGAAGACGGCACAGGUGAUCCAACUCCACUGACUGCUGCGAUGGUGAUAAAGAGGGCAAUGCUUAUAUCGUCUGAGAUUGAAACCCAAUUCCUACCGAUUCGCAAUGAAGGGAUGGUUUGGAUGACGAGCUCAAUAUCUGAUCUACGGAUCCCCGUUCACGAGUUUCUCCUUGCUGGUCGAAGCCCUGUAAUUCGGAAAGCAUUGCACGAGUUUCGCGAAUCAUAUUACUCAGCUGUCCCCGAAGUACUCGACAUCGAGUACGACAAGGAUGGCGCGACGCAGAUUCGGCUUCUCGGUGCUGAUUUCCUAACCGUGAUGAAUGUUGUCUUCUUCCUUUACACGGAUAGUAUUCUGGACGUCUGGCAUAAAGCCAAGAGCUCUCCGCAGAGCGCAGCCCGAUAUCGUCAAGUUCGCAUUGAGGUCAUGAAGAUGGCGACGCAUCUCGGCUUGCCUGCGCUAGAGCGGGCUGCUAGAUUGAUGGUUGAGCCUCAAAGGACCCUCAAGACUGACAUGGCGCAUGCGAUUGAACAUCCAUCCUUCUUUGAUGACACAGAUGUGAUUAUUGAUCUGGCUCAAGGGGAAACCGUCAACGUGCACAGUCAAAUGGUCUGCCAGCGUUGUCCGUUCUUUGACGCCUUGUUCAAUGGUCGCUCGCGGGGUGGAUGGAUCGCCUCUCGGAGGACCAGUCCUUCUGACAAGGUGCAUGUGGAUUUAAAACACAUUAACCGAUCCACAUUUGACUUUGUCCUCCGUUAUCUCUACGCGGACACAGAAGAGCGACUCUUUGACCAAGUUCGAUCCAAGACUCUCGAUGACCUCAUCGAUUUGCUUCUGGACGUUAUGUACGUGGCCAACGAGUUAAUGAUCGACCGGUUAUCGCAAAUCUGCCAGAAGAUGCUUGGACGCUUUGUUCACACACGAAACAUUUCUUAUCUUCUUAACUCGGUCGCACCCGUUUUUGUCCCUGAGUUCAAAGAAGCAUCUUUGGAGUAUAUCUGUCUUAACCUUGAGGCUAUGCUUGCCAACCGUUACCUGGAAGAUCUGGACGACGACCUUCUCAAGAGGCUUGACAAGGUCUGUCAGGAAAACCAACUGGCAUGUUUCCCUGUCUCGCGCGGCCGUAACUCGGAGGACUACGUGUUUGAAAAGUACCCGGAGCUUGCGGCCACGGUCGGGGUGGACAGGCAGCGGCGGAUUGAUGCAAUGACUUUGCAGUCUCGUCUGAGCGAAUUUGAACCAUAUGAUCCUCGACCCCGGGGGCACCCCGCCGAAAAGUUUGGCGCGUCGCCCCUCGCACGGAAAUCUAAGGCCUCGGUCUCUAGAGACAUAGAAAGCUCUAUGAACAGCCCGAUGCUCAAACCGAGGCAAUCCACCAACGAUCUCAUGUUCCAGAUGGAUGACGAGACGAUGCUUUCGCCUGGAGACACCGGAAAGGGGAAAGCUGCCAUGCGUGGUCUUGGCAUCGAGGACCGAUCGUAUCCAGACUCGCCUGCGAUGGGAGCUAGUAUGCCUGAGGGUGGAUCGGUUGAGGAUGGCACCUACUUUGACGAGCGCAUGUCGUCGCCUCAUGUGGGUAUGCUCUCGGUGUCUCCCUCGGAAACAAGGGCGGUUUCCAUGCAAAGAAAGCGAAGUGCAGUGUCGCCUGGAUCGGGCGCUGCGCCUUGGGGCUCCACUGUCACGCUGAACGGCAAAAAGGACCUGAAAGAUAUCAUGGGCGAGACAUCACAGACUCGGGUAUCCAAUCUCACUUUGGGAAUGGAGAACCGACGAGAAAGUAGCGGCACUUUCAACGCCAAGCCGUCACAGAAGGAACGGAAGAAGAUGCAACAACAGCAAAUGCAAGAAAGGCUCGCCGCGCAGCAGAAAUCCAAGGAUUCUCCCAAGAAUCCUUGGCAAUUACCACCGCCAGCUACCUCCACGUCACCCAUCAAGGAUCCUCUACCUGGUCAGAACGGCGUCGCCAAAGCGGCGGCACCAGAAUCUUCGAAAUCCACCCCACAAAAGCCCGCAAUGACUCUACGACAAACUGUCGCAGGUACACCUCCACAGCAAUCUAUGCCCAUGGCCACGCCCGUACGCAGUUCCAACCGUAAUGUCUCGGCCAUCUCAGCAUCUCACUCCUUCUCCAAACCCUCUCCCUCCGCUGCCCCAACAUCUCCCCCACCAGGAUCAGCACUGCCCACGCCCGCAAUCGCAACCCAACCCAAAGCUUCUCCGCAGCCUUCCAUCCAAUCUAUUCGGCACAUUCCACGCCCGGAUCCCAAUAUGCGGUCUCCCUCCGGAGGUUCCCUCUCCCUCGCCGCAAUCCUUCUCCAGCAACAGUCUGAAAAGGACGAAAUCCGCGAAGCUGCAACCGCCAAGCAUAACCUCCAGGAGAUUCAAGCUGAGCAGGAAUUCCAGCAAUGGUGGGACCAGGAAAGUAAACGUAUUCAGGGACUCCUUGGAAAAGAAUCUCCUAUUCAAGCCGGUGGAAAAGGUGGCGAUGGCACUGGUCGUGCGAAUGCUGGCCGUGGCGGUCGAGGCGGGAAAACUUCUUCCGCCUCAGCAGGAACUUCGCGCAAACGUCGAGGAAAUAAGAAUGCUCCUGCUCCAGCUCCAGCUCCAGUUGGCAGUACAGGCAAUACAGAUGGUACCUCAAACGACAAUGGACAUUCAGCGCCCUCCCAAAUACCCCCUACCAAUCCCCGAAAACACGCAAAUGUGCCCAAUCAGGCUCACGGACAGGUUUCCGUGCCUGGCAAUCGCUCUUCAGAGUCGAAUCGCGGCAGGAAUGCCCGGCGCGGCGGCGGUGGUCCCACGGGCAACCAUCGCGGCAAAGGCAAAGAGCGAGGUCGAACGGAGCAAUGA